Ziziphus jujuba (common jujube) is the source of this 1142-nucleotide messenger RNA. RefSeq names its product large ribosomal subunit protein uL2m. The transcript is spliced from 3 exons. Gene Ontology annotation, molecular function: structural constituent of ribosome; RNA binding. Gene Ontology annotation, cellular component: ribosome. Bases 308 to 922 code for a protein of 204 amino acids. The record is from RefSeq and is a predicted model, not a curated record. Gene Ontology annotation, biological process: cytoplasmic translation. Lineage: Eukaryota; Viridiplantae; Streptophyta; Magnoliopsida; Rosales; Rhamnaceae.
GUGUGUGUGUGAGUGUGUGUAUAUAUAUUGUGUAAAAUUAAAAAAAUAACAACAAAAGUACAUAGAAAUAGUAAAAUGAGAAAGUAGGGAGGCGUGUUUGUCCGUCUCCCUUCCCUUGGGCCGUGCGUCCAUUGCAUCGGGAUUUAGCGACCAAACCUGGUCUUCUUGUUGAUAUGUCCUCCUGGCUCCUGUUGUUAAUGCACGCACCUCAGGCUCAGAUUUUGGCAGUGAUCAGUGAGAGAAAAAGGAAACCCUAGAAAUUGUGAGAGCGGAGAAGUUGGUGAGGGGCUUUUGGUUUUCGGAUCCAAUGGCUCUGUGGAGAGCUGGCGCUGCUUCGACAACGACCCUCUUCAACGCCCUCCUCCGCCCCUCCUCCCUCUUCACCGCAUCUCGCCACCUCUCCACCGCUGAUGCAGCUGCUGAGCAUUCACUGCGUAAUAGCAUGAAGAACCAGUUGCUUCAUGUGGAUAUCAAUUCUCUAAUAGGAAGUUGCAUGCCUCUAUCUUCAAUGCGAAUUGGGACUAUCAUCCACAACAUUGAGGUGAACCCGGGUCAAGGUGCCAAGCUAGUUCGAGCCGCAGGAACUUGUGCAAAGAUUCUGAAAGAGCCCUCCUCAACAAAGUGUCUUGUGAGGCUGCCUUCCGGUGCUGAGAAGUGGAUUGAUUCUCAGUGCCGUGCCACAAUUGGUACCGUGUCUAAUGCAAGCCAUGGAACGAGGAAGCUCCGGAAGGCUGGACAAAGCAGAUGGCUUGGACGAAGACCCGUGGUUCGUGGUGUGGCGAUGAAUCCGGUGGAUCAUCCCCACGGUGGAGGUGAGGGACGGAGCAAGAGCAGUGGGGCGUGGGGGAAAGGUUCUCGAACACCUUGGGGCAAGCCAACCAAGUCCGGAUUCAAGACUGGACCCCUGAAGCGCAGAAAGUAGUUUCUGAGCCUUGUCUUUUUUUUCAAUGCUAUUUUUGGAACUCUGUUUUUUUCUUUUUCUUUUUUUAAUGAAUUAGAUAACCUAAUAAUAUUUGCACUUGAAAUUUUGAUCUUACCAAAGAAACGUCCAAAGAUUUUAUUUUUUGAAGGUUGUAGUUCCUGUUGCUUUGGCUUGCGUGAUGAGUUAUGGAAAUUGCUUACCUGUUUCGAGUUGAUGUAAA